UUUAGAGUGAUGUAAUAAACGAGAACUUAAAAGAUGAUUCGAACCUUCUGUUUCAGUUUGGUAAUUAGGUUAUCUUAUAAAGCUAAUCCUUCUCUCACACUGACAAUCGUCGUUAUCAAGGUGUGUGGUUGAUCUCUAGACCCAAUUGAUGUGGUUCCAUCCUAUUUUUAUUUGGUCUGUAAUCGUAAAGUCUUUAAGAUUUGGGAAUCGAGUUUAUGUUGUGGUGUUUAGGUAGCGAAACCCCAGUUAUUAAAUCGUUGCAUCUAGUAAUUUGGGGUCCUUUAAUUGAAACAAAGGAUUAAUCUUUCAUUCAUCUUUGUUCGUUCAUUAGCGAAAUCCGAGCCUUCUCUGAAAAAGCCCAUUUUUGUUCGUUCUUCCUUGUUUCUUCGAUUUUCCGUGACUGAUUCUGUUUUGCGAAAAGGAUUGAAAUGAGUUCGAUCUCUGGAUUGGUGGAAGAUGAAAUCAGUUCGUUUUUCGAAUCGUCUCCACCUCUGAAGAACAAGGAAGAGAUCGUAGCCAAUCUUAAUCAGUUCAUUGAGCUGAAUUCUUCGUGUCAAGGAGGGAUGAGGAGGAUUGUAUGUGUGACUUCAGGUGGAACUACAGUUCCAUUGGAGCAACGAUGUGUAAGAUACAUUGAUAAUUUCAGCUCUGGAAAUAGAGGUGCUGCUUCUACUGAGAAUUUCGUCAAGGCUGGAUAUGCUGUGAUAUUUCUCUAUAGGAGGGGAACUUGUCAACCGUAUUGCCGGUAUCUUCCUGAUGAUCCAUUCCUUGAAUGUUUUGAGUUUCCAGAUGCCAAAAACAUUCAAGUUCAUGGGUCACAUUCAGGAGCUGUGAAGAUGGCUGUUAUGGACCAGCAAGCUGCAGUUGCAGAAGGUCGCUUGCUUAAACUCCCAUUCUCAACCAUAUAUGAAUAUCUCCAGAUGUUGCGGUUGAUUGCUACGAUAUUGAAAGAUGUCGGUCCAUGUUCGAUGUUUUAUCUUGCUGCUGCUGUAUCUGACUUCUAUGUGCCAUGGUUAAGCAUGACAGAGCACAAAAUAGAAUCAGGAUCUGGUCCUUUGGACAUAAGACUAGCUCAAGUCCCUAAAAUGCUUUCAAUCUUGAGAUCAAAUUGGGCUCCAAAGGCUUUCUGCAUAUCAUUCAAGCUUGAGACAGACUCAAAGAUUUUGCUAGAGAAAGCUACAAAGGCUUUACAAAAAUACAAAGUGCACGCAGUUGUAGCAAAUGAACUAUUAACGCGUAAGGAGGAAGUUGUGGUUGUUUCAAGUAGCGGUAAUGUUGUGGUGAGACGUGAUAGCAAUAAGCCGGAAUCUAUCGUAGAAGAUAAUCUCAUUCGUCUCCUCGUAGAUCGACAUUCAACAUACAUCAAAGAAUCUCUCACUUGAUCCCCAAAUUCUUCUACGUCAAGAAAAGUUCCAAGUGUUCGAUGUGGGAUACGUGUAAUUGUGUAUGAGUGAUGACUUGGACCAUAAAUUACUCAAAUAAUUUUCACACUUUCUUAUGUUUUUGACAUGUUGGGAAUAUAUGAAUCCUAGAAAUCAAACAUUUUCUUGUACUUAGGAAAACUUUUCAACAACCAAAUGAAACUAACUUGUCUAUUU
Messenger RNA from Arabidopsis thaliana (thale cress), 1598 nucleotides. It is a transcript of the gene COAB, whose product is annotated as 4-phospho-panto-thenoylcysteine synthetase. Bases 429 to 1382 code for a protein of 317 amino acids. Gene Ontology annotation, molecular function: phosphopantothenate--cysteine ligase activity. Lineage: Eukaryota; Viridiplantae; Streptophyta; Magnoliopsida; Brassicales; Brassicaceae. The record is from RefSeq and is marked reviewed. The transcript has 10 exons. Gene Ontology annotation, biological process: coenzyme A biosynthetic process.